AUGGAGGGAAAAGGAUGUUUUAGCAAUUUUUUCGAGAGAGCUAAGCCAUACAUAGCCAUGAUUUCUCUGCAAUUUGGCUAUGCGGGAAUGAAUAUCAUAACCAAAGUGUCCCUCAACAGAGGAAUGAGUCACUACGUCCUAGUUGUCUAUAGACAUGCUUUUGCUACUGCAGUCAUCGCCCCCUUCGCUAUUGUCCUUGAGAGGAUGGAGAAGCUUGACAUGAAGAAGGUAAGGUGCCAAGCAAAGGUGGUGGGAACUGUAGUGACAGUGGCUGGAGCCAUGUUGAUGACACUAUACAAGGGCAACGUCCUUAAUAUGGUCUGGUCCGAGCAUAUCCAUCCUCGUAAAUCCUAUGUUCCUGACACCGCUGGAGCCACUGACAAGGACUGGUUGAAAGGCUCGAUUCUCCUCAUCAUUGCCACCUUUGCCUGGGCUUCAUUCUUCAUCCUUCAGGGUAUAGUGUCAUCAAGCAUUGCAUAUUAUGUCCAAGGUUUGGUAAUGCAGAAAAGAGGGCCAGUUUUUGUGACUGCUUUUAGUCCUUUGAUGAUGAUCAUCGUGGCGAUCAUGGGCUCUUUCAUCCUUGCUGAAAAGAUCUAUGUUGGAGGUGUUCUCGGUGCUGUACUAAUCGUUGCCGGACUUUACUCUGUCUUAUGGGGCAAGUACAAGGAAUACAAAGAGAAGGAAGCUGAGAUGAUUCCUGAACCAAUAAAGGACAGUACCGGAAACAACCGAGCUGUAAUGGUGAUUGAAGAUGUUGAAGAAAAUGACAUUGAGAUGCAGAAAAACCAAGCGAACAAGGUCUCUGUCCUUGCUGUUGCUAUUAGUGCUCCAAUUCCACAACCCCCCAUGAUAGCUAUAGAAGCUCCAAAAGUCUGA
Ilex paraguariensis (yerba mate) is the source of this 876-nucleotide messenger RNA. Lineage: Eukaryota; Viridiplantae; Streptophyta; Magnoliopsida; Aquifoliales; Aquifoliaceae. The record is from the annotation of a GenBank genome assembly.